Oncorhynchus keta (chum salmon) is the source of this 3128-nucleotide messenger RNA. Its product is annotated as lysophosphatidylcholine acyltransferase 2-like. Gene Ontology annotation, cellular component: endoplasmic reticulum. The coding region runs from base 571 to 2145 and encodes 524 amino acids. The transcript has 13 exons. The record is from RefSeq and is a predicted model, not a curated record. Lineage: Eukaryota; Metazoa; Chordata; Actinopteri; Salmoniformes; Salmonidae. Gene Ontology annotation, molecular function: calcium ion binding; 1-acylglycerophosphocholine O-acyltransferase activity.
UCGAAUUCUUUGUGUGUCGGUGCAAUCUGAGGGAAAUAUGUGUCUCUAAUAUGGUCAUACAUUUGGAGGUUAGGAAGUGCAGCUCAGUUUCCAACUAAUUUUGUGUGCACAUAGCCUGUCUUCUCUUGAGAGGUCUGCCUUCGGCGGCCUUUCUCAAUAGCAAUGCUAUGCUCCGUGAGUCCGUACAGCGUGCAUAGUCAAAGAUUUCCUUCAUCUUAGGUCAGUCAAAGUGGUCAGUUAUUCUGCCACGGUGUACUCUGUUUAGGCUCAAAUCGGAUUCUAGUUUGCUCUGUUAUUGUGUAAAUUCUUUCCAAUGUGUCAAGUAAUUUUAUUUGUGGUUUCACCCCACCACUGCUCACCAGGCAAAAGGUUACAAUCCCACGUAAACCCAGUGCAGUAGGUGGGGCCUAAAAGUAAUCGGAGGCAGAGUGCCAGAUGACUCUCGUCCUCACUCUACGGUUGUUGUGACCGAUGUUAUCGCAACAUUCGAAUCGAGGAAGUGGGGUGAUUGCAGAACUACUGUGCAAUUCUAAAGCUUCUUGACGCCAUACCGCGACCCGAGCGAGAAGAAUGACUCCCCGGAGAGUGUUCGCGCUACCCAGGCAGCAAUCCCUGUUUCUUCCGGCCGUCCUUAAUCCUUUUGUGCAGGAGGUGAAAUUGGCAAAGGCUGACAUUAUCAAAUGUGUAUUCCGGGGAAUCUUCCUGGUACCUAUCCGUGCCAUCUUCCUGACUCUGGUUCUCAUGGUAACAUGGCCUGUUGCUGUCAUAACAACAUUCAUGCACCCUCUCAAAGGCGCAGUGGCACCCAUGACCGGAUGGAGACGGUUCAUGUGUCGGCGUGUAAUGGCAUUCCUGGGGAGGUCCUACUACUUCUUCAUGGGCUUCAGGGUGGUGGUGAAGGGCCAGCAGGUGAGCAGUGCAGAGGCCCCCAUUCUGGUUGUGGCCCCACACUCCACCUUCUUUGAUGGCAUUGUGUGCAUCGUAGCAGGCCUGCCCUCCACUGUGUCCCGCACUGAGAACCUCGCCACUCCUAUAUUCGGCAGGUUUGUGCGGUGUCUCCAGCCGGUGCUGGUCUCCAGACAGGACCCAGACUCCCGUAAGAACACCAUUAUGGAGAUAGACAGCAGAGCCAAGUCUGGAGGCCGCUGGCCACAGAUCCUGGUCUUCCCUGAGGGGACUUGUACAAAUCGCUCAUGUCUCAUCACUUUCAAACAAGGUGCCUUCGUCCCUGGGGUCCCGGUGCAGCCUGUGGUCAUGAGAUAUCCCAACAGACUGGACACUGUGACUUGGACUUGGCAAGGCUUCAGCUCGAGAACCCUGCUGCUUCUCACUCUGUCUCAGCUCUACACCAAUGUAGAGAUAGAGUUUCUUCCUCCAGUUACCCCUACUGAGGAGGAAAAGAAAAGACCUGUGCUGUUCGCCAGGACAGUACGAAAUGUUAUGGCCCAGGCCCUGGGUGUGCCAGUGACGGACCACACAUAUGAGGACUGUAGACUGAUGAUCUCGGCUGGGGAGCUCACCCUGCCAAUGGAGGCUGGUCUAGUGGAGUUCACUAAGAUCAGCCAAAAACUUGACCUGAAGUGGGACAACGUGAAGAAGGAGCUGGAGGGCUUUGCAGCUGUGGCCUGCUCCUGUAAAGGAGGCCGCAUCAACAUCCAGGAGUUCGCCAGCUUCCUCAAGCUGCCCAUCAGCCCCGCCCUGCAGGAGCUGUUUGCUCUAUUUGACAGGGAUGGAGAUGGCACCAUUGACUUCAGAGAGUAUGUCAUCGGUGUAACCAUCUUAUGUCGGCCAGCUAACACCGAAGAGGUCCUCCGCACAGCUUUCCAGCUGUUUGACACUGACGAGGACCAAAGAAUCACUCAUGAAGAGUUCUCCUCCAUGCUUCGCUCUGCUCUAGGCGUGUGUGACCUCAACGUCGCCAAACUCUUUAAGGAGAUAGAUACAGACAGCUCUGAAUUCAUCACUUUCUCCGAGUUCCAGGCGUUUGCCCUGAACCACCCAGAGUAUGCCAAGCUGUUCACCACCUAUCUGGAGCUCCAGCGGUACCAGGCCCUCCAGGGGGUGGAGUCAGAAUUCUCCUCCACCAAUCACGUCUCCUCUGAGGAAAACCAGGAAGAGAGCAUCUCUGACAAAAAGGACGACUAAGUCUGAGGCAGAGACUGUCGUUGUGUUUGAGAGCAUUACCAUACAUUUUGUUCAGUAGCUGAUCACGGACUGAGCAAACUGACUGAUCUACUGUUAAUAAUACAGUUAUUUAAGAUCCAAGGUGAUUUGUUGAUCAAGUCUGCAGUUGCCGACUGCAAUGUUGUCGAUCUAGAUCAUGUACAGAGACGGAACUCUUUUUGAGCUCUCAGUUGAAUACACAGAGAGACGAACUAAUGUGUCUGAUGAACCACAACAGGAUUUCCCUGCUGAUUUUGAUUUAAGGCAUCCCAUUGUUUUGUCAUAGUUUUGCCUCUUCAGAUGAAAACUACCUAGUGCCAGCCCAUAAUGUAUGUAAAUGACCUGGAUACCCUUCUGAGAUGACUGUAUCCUGUACUCUUUAAUGUGUCUACCUGUUCACCUCUGUUUUCUACAGAUUUUCCUUGAAGAUAACAGGAAAGGCUGCCAAACAUUGCUUUUGUAUGAGUUGAACGUUUUUAAUGUAUGACUGGAUUGCAGGAAACGUCAUUAAUACCCGCUUUUUCUAAUGAUAUCAACCCAAUCUGGCAACCUAGCAAAGGAGCAAUAAUACAAGCUAUAAGGAUACAUGCUGUGCUUUACAGUUUUUCCACUGCUCAGGGACACACACACUGUAAGUAGUGCUGCUGUAUAAUUAGCUAAAGGUUUUGCUCUGCAUCUGUUUCUAUUUGCAUUUCCAUUGAAGAGUGAUGUUGCUGAGGCAGCAGUGGAACCGUAUGGCUUUAGUCAAACUAAAGCCCAAGCAUCUACUGAAAGAUAAGGCAAUUUGUGAGCAAAAAGGCAAGUGUGCCUUGUAAUACAACAGUGUAUUCCAGGGGUUAUGUAUGGUUUCAAGUUAACUAGCGUGCAUUGUUAUUUAUUUAGCAGAGCGCGUUGUUGCAAUUCUGUUAAGUUUUGUGAACACAGCAAACGUUCUUUUUUUGCAAUAAAAUCCGGUACAAUUUUAA